UCGGCGCCUCCGCUUUUUGCAGGGGGUGCUCUAGAGGUCUGGUCGUUACCGUGUGAAUGGCAGCCUGUCCUGCUGGCGGACACGCAGGCUGCCCGGACACGGGGCGAAGGCAUGGACGCGUUUUUGCGUGAGUUUCGAGGGGCGAGCGACGUGGAGGUGCUGUGGCUGCAGGAAGUGUACGCUUUCACCCAGAAGAACCUGCUUCCUGUGGCAGAGCUUGCUGGGAGCGAUGCUGGGAGGCUGCUGGCCAGUGGACUGGUCAGACUGGUCAAGGCGUUGCUGGGGGAGGGCGCUGUCCUGCCAGUCAGCUACAGGCUGGUCUCCCUCUCUCACCUCCUCUCCCUCCAGAGGUCUCCCUGCUGCAGUCACCUGACCUGGAGCUCCAGCCGCUACAAAUCCUGGGCCAGCGAAGGGGAGCAGGAGCUGGCGGUCAAUCACAAGGCCCUGCCCCGAGCCAACCUCAUCCUGAUUGGCCGGCUGACGGACAGGGGUCCCGAGGAGCAGGUGCAUGAUGGGAGCCUGUUUGUGAGAGACGCUAGCGGAGCGCUGCACUGUGAGCUGGUGAAGCCGGAUCUUGAUUGGCUUGGGAAACUGCUGCUGUUCCCCAGCUGGAACUACAUCCCCCAGAGUGCCGUGCGCCCCGGACAGGAAGCGGGGGGUUACCUGGAGAUCAGCGAGGCCCCCGUGCCCCUGUACACCGCCCCCGCGCCCCCCACGCCAGGGGAACCCCAAGAUCAACCCCGGCUGAGCGCAGAGAGAGCGCGAGAGCUGCUGCUGGUUCGGCGCUGUUCUCGAGGGCUGAGGCUCAGUGUGUAUGGAGAAGUGGCUCACCUCUGCCCCCUGCUGACGAUCAAGGAGAAGACGUUCUUCUACUGCCUCCUGAGAUUCUCGGAGAGCGAGGCAGCCGUGCCUGUGCUGGUCAUGGGUCGCGGGAAGCUGUGCUGGCACCGGUUCCUCCAGCAGGGGGCGCUGUACCUGUUCUCGGCUCUGCGGGUGUGUAUCCUGGGGGUCACAGGUCACAGGGUGCUGUGCGUGACGCCUCAGUCCAGCCUGACCUCCCUUCCCUGCGCCCCCCAAUCCAGCGGGGAGCAAGAGAGACUUCAGGAGAUCCUCCGAGAGUCCAGGGGGCGCCGUGAGAGGAGAGAAGAGACAGAGAGACAGAGGAGAGAGGAGGGGGAGGGGGAGGAGGAGGAGAGGAGAGACCGAAACAGGAAGAAAUCAAAAGUCAUCCCGUAUAAGGGUGUGAUAACGCGGGUGUUGAACAUGACUGCCGGGCUGUUUGAACUGGACGGGAGGCUGGGUUUGUGCCUGGCCUAUCAGCAGGUCCUGAACGGGGGGCGCGGCCUGCGACCUGGGGCCAGGAUCGAGCUCCACGACGCUCACUUGCUCUUUGUGCGCAACACAGUGCCGGGCCUGCCUCCCAUGAUGCUCUGCUGCUGCCUGCGCGGCUCGCUGGCGGUCCUGGAGUUCAGUAGGCUGGGAUCCGGGUUCGAGCCAUUCCCCUGGCUGGGGAAUCUGUACUGCAGGGCUCUGAUGGAGGGGCAGCUGGAGGUGGGGGAGUACCUGUGGGGCUGUGCGGCUGUGGAGACCCUGACUCGGCGGUUUUGCCCUCGCUUGGUGAGUCUCUCUCGCAUGGCCUUCAGUGUGGCGGGGCGCUUCCUGAGCUCGGUUCUGGUCACCGAGGAAACGGGACGGAGACACAAGAGGGACAUUUACAGAGAGAUGCUGGAGGAGCCGCACUGCUGCCCUCUGGUGGAGUACAGUUUACUGGCUCCCUCCUGGCGGACCCCCACUAUCUCUGAGCUGUCGUCCCUCAUAGAGACCCAGGGCUGGGGGGCCCUGUCCCUCUCCUCCCUCCUCCCAGCCUCCGAGAUCCAGCAUCUCACAGGACCAGAGAUCAACACACGCCUCACCUGGUCUGUGUACUGCCAGAGAGUGGAGCAACUGGAGCCCCCUGUGAUCGUGCUGGGUCUGUUGCGGGGGAGCUGUGGCAGUGCCUGUGUGCAGCUGGCAGAUCAGACUGGCUCUCUGGACUGCGUGCUCGUGGAAACAGAGCCCAACACGGGUCACACCUGGGCUGGCAUGCACACAGCCUGGGCUGGCUGCCUGGUCCGGCUCCAGACUUGCUCCGUGAUCAUGGAGAGAUUCCUCAGAACAGAAUUCCCAUCCUGGAAGGAGCUGGAAGAUUCCCAGUUUAUCAGAGAGCGCAGCUGCAGGGUCUAUGUCCAGUUUAGUUUGGACAACGUCCAGAUCCUUAGCCAGUCCUCUGCCAUGGCCGCGCUGCAGAGCAGGGAGAGUGAGGGGGUGGGGAGGGGGAGGGAGGAGCAGGAGCAGGAGCAGGAGGGUACAGCGCCCCACUGCCAGCCAGAAGCCUCAGGACCAUCUGUGAAGGAAACAGCCCCGGAGCCCGAAACAGAUAGAGAAAUUCCUGAUUCUUCUGUUCAGGAUUCCUGGCAGGAGAUCUCCCUUAAAUCUCCUCCCAGGAAAAAACCAGCGGGAGAAACCGGGCUGGGGAAUUCCGUUCGCAAGGGGAAGGCUGUGGGGCUUCAGGCCUGGGUCUCGGUGCUGCUGCGCCUCACAGAGAAGGAAGGGCUGAUGUUUCGCAAUGCUCACCCGAUCAACCUGGUUCCAGAGAACCAGGCUGGGAACAGAACCGGGCUCGGGCUGGGCUUCGGAGCCACCGCCUCCCUGGCAGGGGGACCCCAGGUGUGGAGCACGGACCCUCGAAACAGACCCCUGAGAGAGGAGGAGCAGGGGGGAGAGAGCAACAGCGCCCCACUCAGGGCUGAGCUGCAGUUUGUGGGUGAUUCUGUCCGCUGGUUUGCUCUGAUUCACCCAGGGCGGCUGUACAGACUGGUGGCCCCCAACACUGCGGACCCCAAUGUGUUUGGCCAGCUUUCCAGCCCACCGGCCGUCCUCCCAGUAGGUGCUCCCCAGGGCUCCCAGUGCCCGCUCUUCCUCCCAGUACACCCAGACUGGCAGCUGCAGUGUGUGGAACCUCACCCGAGAGAGGAGAGCUGGAGACAGGACCUGCAGCCCCUCCGGUCAGUCAGAGACGCUCUCUCCCUCCCUCCCCCCCCCUCCUCCUCCCUCCUCUCUUUCUCCGGGCUCAUCCUCAACAGAGUCACUCUGGAUGAAGGCAAGAGAAAGACUGUGAUCAUCCAAUCACAAGGCAGCAAACCAGGAGUCACUCUGGAUUGUGGACUGAGCGUCCAGCUCUCGGUGUGCGAUGCAGACAGACACUCUCAGUGUCUGAAGGUCUAUAUCGACUUCACCCAGGUUCCCUACAUCCCGGGCCUGCUGCCUGGGGCCAGGGUUAACUUUCACCGCCUGGAGAGCAAGCUGUCCAGGCAGGGGAAGGUGUAUUGUCGCUACACUGCUCUGAGCUGCCUGACUGUGGUGGGACUGGGAGGCGACGACUCACACAGUCCCAAUCUUGACCCCCCCCCUCCCCUGGUGGAUCUGGGUGACUGGGCGUCCAACUCGGUGCACAGCAUUCUGGGUAGGGUGCGAUGUCACGUGAGCUCUGUGCUGUUGGUGGAUUUGCAGUGGACGUGUUCACAGUGCGCCAGCGUCUUCAAACAGGAUCGCUGCACCAGAAUCCACCCCCCCUGCAGCUCUGAGAAUGGUGUCUUCCAAGCAAGAGCCAAGUUUGUUGUGGAUGACGGCAGUGGAUUUGCUCACGUUGUCUGUCGGAAUCGCGACGUGUCGACGCUCCUGCGGCUGGGCGGGGCCGAGUGGGAGGAGCUACAGAGGGAGGUCGGGGUCAGAGGUCACGUGAAAUACGACCGCAGAGGGACGAGCGACGAGGAUGGGGGCUGGGAGCAGUGUGAGGACUCUGUCCUGCUGUCUCUCUCCACAUUGUGCUGCAGUGCUGUGGUCUGCAGCCCAGUCCAGAUCACCUGCAGACUGAGCCCAGGCAGCCUGACCCUCCAGCAGAGACUGGAGAAAGCCCAGUUGAAGCGCUUCACUAUCGACGACUUUGAGUUUCUGACCUGGGUUCCACCCCCCCUGCAACUGAACUGCGAGGAGCUGACACGAAGACACUGAGAGAGAGACAGAGAGACACUGAGCGAGAGAGAGACAGAGAGACACUGAGCGAGACACAGCUGGAG
Polyodon spathula (Mississippi paddlefish) is the source of this 4115-nucleotide messenger RNA. RefSeq names its product CTS telomere maintenance complex component 1 (gene ctc1). Gene Ontology annotation, cellular component: CST complex. Lineage: Eukaryota; Metazoa; Chordata; Actinopteri; Acipenseriformes; Polyodontidae. The record is from RefSeq and is a predicted model, not a curated record. Gene Ontology annotation, biological process: telomere maintenance via telomere lengthening; positive regulation of DNA replication. Gene Ontology annotation, molecular function: telomeric repeat DNA binding; single-stranded DNA binding.